Molecule: messenger RNA, 1647 nt
Organism: Ipomoea triloba (trilobed morning glory)
Lineage: Eukaryota; Viridiplantae; Streptophyta; Magnoliopsida; Solanales; Convolvulaceae
Product: phospholipase A(1) DAD1, chloroplastic-like
Exons: 1
Coding region: 90-1439 (449 amino acids)
Biological process (GO): lipid metabolic process
Molecular function (GO): glycerophospholipase activity
Source: RefSeq, a predicted model, not a curated record
UCAACCUCUCUCGAUGCAUACAUACAUGCUGUAACUAGAAACCACAAUAUAUUUCUUCACCCAUCCAUCAAUCCUUAAACAUAUAUAUCAUGAAGUUUUCCAUGAAACCUGUACGGCCAUGCACCAUAAAACCACCCACCCUCCCACUACACAACACAACUCGACUGCCACUAAAUUCUACAACAGUAAUUCUAGGAGUGUCAAAGUGGGUCGAAACCCGGCAGUUAACCCACAUCCAUCCUGCGGUGGGGCAAAUUAGGGCAGUAAAAAAUUUGGUCCGCGAAAAAGCGGGCCUAACGGGGCUGGACCGAGGCCUGAGCUUGAGGCAGCGGUGGAUGGAUUAUCAGGGGAUCAAGAACUGGGAAGGGCUGCUUGAUCCUCUUGAUGAUACUUUGAGGGAAGAGAUUAUAAGGUAUGGGAAAUUUGUAGAGGCGGCGUAUAGGUCCUACGAGUUUGAUCCGGCGGCGGCGGGGUAUUCCCAUUGCCGCCACUCCAAGGCGAAGCUUCUAACCCGGGCCGGGUUCCCGGCGACCGGGUACCGGGUUUCCAAGAAUCUGAGCGCCACGAGCGGGAUUCAACUGCCGCGCUGGGCGGAAAAGACGCCGGAAUGGAUGUCGGUGCAGUCGAGCUGGAUCGGCUUCGUGGCGGUUUGUCAAGAUAAGCGGGAAAUCGAGCGGCUCGGUCGGCGUGACGUGGUAAUUGCGUUUCGCGGCACCGCCACUUGCUUGGAAUGGCUGGAGAAUCUACGCGCCACCCUCACUCCCCUCCCCGCCGCCGCCGCCUGUGGCGGCGGCGGCGUCGGCGAUUUUUUUUCUCCGAAUGAGUGCGGGCCGAUGGUGGAGAGUGGGUUUCUUAGUCUAUACACGUCAAAAGUGGGAUCUUCUCAGAGUUUACAAACCUCCAUUAGAGACGAAAUUUCAAGAAUCCUCAAACUUUACGGCGACGAGCCUUUAAGCUUCACAAUCUCCGGGCAUUCCCUAGGCGCCGCGCUCGCUAUCCUAACAGCGUACGACAUCAAACAAACAUUCCAAAAUCUCCCCCACGUAACCGUCAUGUCCUUCGGCGGGCCCCGCGUCGGAAACCCGAGUUUCCGGUCCCAUUUAGAGAGACAAGGAACCAAAGUCCUGAGAAUCGUAAACUCCGACGACCCCAUAACCAAAGUCCCCGGUUUCGUCAUCGACGCCGACGCCGACACCGACAACAACGUAAGAAUGAACGACAACAUGGCGAACAUUUCCGGGUGGUUUCAGAAGCAAUGGGUUUACGCCGACGUGGGCUGCGAGCUCCGGCUAAGCAGCCGCGACUCGCCGUACCAUAGUGGCAUUAAUAUUGCCGCGUGUCAUGAUCUCCGGACUUAUCUCGAUCUCGUUAGCGGCUUCGUCAGCUCCAACUGUCCGAUCAGAGCCACCGCCCGGAAAAUUAUUAGUUGCGGUGGCUAAAAAGAUUGAUAGAUCGAACCAAUGAGUCACCAUAGAAUAAAGGUCCAUGCAGAAAAAGAUUGUACAGACAUGGUCCAACGUUAAUAUAUACUUGGAUUAACAGUUAACUAACUGUUCCCCUAAUCAUGGAGGUGCCGGUGUCCACGUGUACAACUAACGAACACAACCUUAAAUUAAUUUUUUUUUAAUUUUUUUUUACUGUAGACUA